AUGUUGUCCAUUAUUGGGCGGGCUGCCGUGAAGAGGGUAGUCGCGGGUGGACCUCAAUCAACAAACCGAGCUUUACAGAGCAUCUGGCAACUCCAACGCGUUCCUGUCCCUGAAAGCGCCGAUAAUGCUCCAUCCCGAUCCCAAGUCCUGUUCCUUUAUAAGCGAUCAUAUGCCACGACUACCGUCACUAAAGCUAGAGCUGCGCGAAGCCCGAGGUCGACAACUACAGCAAAACCCAAAACGAAGGCAGCUCCCAAAAAGGCGGUAAAGAAGCCAGCGAAAAAGCCAGCAAAGAAAGCAAAGCCAGCACUCAGGAAGGCCAAGAAACCGGUCAAAAAGCCAGUGAAGAGGAAGGUCUUGACGGAGAAACAGAAGGAGUUGGCAGUAAUCAAGGACUUGAGGGCAAAAGCUCUCUCGAUCCCUACGAUGAAACCACCCUCCGCUUGGCAAGUUUUCACAGCAGACCAGUCCAAAACCUCUGGAGCGCCGCUCACUGAAAGAAUGUCUGCGUUCGGCCAGCAAUACAAGUCCUUGAGUCCGGCAGAGCUUGAGUCUCUCAAUCACAUUGCCAAUGAGAACAAGGAGACAAACGCAGUGCAGUACAAGCAAUGGGUCGAGUCGCACACUCCCGAUCAAAUCAGGAUCGCCAAUAACGCACGCAAGCUGCUGAAGAAGAAGUACAACAAGAAACACCUCGCAACAAUUGUAGAUUCCCGCCAGCCGAAACGACCAGCUAAUGCCCGAGCUAUGUUUGUGAAGGAUAGGUACGAUUCAGGUGAUUUUAAGGGGAUUAAGUUCGCAGAAGCCUCAAAACUGGUCCAAUCCGAGUGGAGCGCACUCUCGCCCAGUGAGCGAAAGGUGUAUGAGGAUAGUGGAAAGUCAAACGUGAACCGAUACGUCCAAGAAUACAAGACGGUGUAUCAUAGAGACUCGAGAGCCCAAAUCCCAAAGUAA
Messenger RNA from Mollisia scopiformis, 954 nucleotides. RefSeq lists its product as uncharacterized. The transcript is spliced from 3 exons. Bases 1 to 954 code for a protein of 317 amino acids. NCBI's taxonomy places the organism in Eukaryota, Fungi, Ascomycota, Leotiomycetes, Helotiales, Mollisiaceae. The record is from RefSeq and is a predicted model, not a curated record.